GGAGCUCCCAGAAUUGCUCUCCUCGUUCACUUUCCCACCAUUUUUUGUUUUUCCGGCAAGAGAAAAUUUUCAAGGUUGUCACUUGUCAGAAAGUUUUGGCCAACCAAACACAUAACCUAGUUUCUUGUAUCUUUUCGAUUAAUAGAAUUCCUGCAGCUACAGAAAAGCUGAAAGCUGUUGAACAGAGAGAGAUUGAGAGGGAGAGAAUGCGCGCGCGCGUGAAUGAAGUGAUCACGAUCAAACAGACCCACCAGAUGCCAUAAACAGAAAUGAAAUACAGAUACUAUUGCCAUUAUUGUUAUUGACAUGUAUAAUAUUGCAGCGCAGAGGAAGUUGUGAUACAGCAAAAAAGGAAAUUUCAGAUGGUGGGUGGUAACAAUCCGGGGCAGUACAAUGACACAACUUUUACCAAAAUCUUCGUGGGAGGCUUGGCUUGGGAAACUCAACGGGAUGCCAUGAGGAGAUAUUUUGAGCAAUUCGGAGAGAUCCUGGAGGCUGUUGUUAUCACAGAUAAGCACAGUGGGAGAUCCAAGGGUUACGGUUUUGUUACAUUCAAAGAUCCAGAGGCAGCCGUGAGAGCAUGUCAAAACCCAUCUCCUGUGAUUGAUGGAAGGAGAGCAAAUUGCAAUCUCGCAUCUCUUGGUGCACAGAAGAUUCGUCGACCAACUCCUCUAGAUGGUUCAGGAAGAUUUAGACCAGUCAGUGGCUUGCUUACUCCUCCUGCUCAUUAUGGCACAUAUUACCAUCAACCUAGGGGUCAAUACACAUUUCUUUAUUCAGCUUAUGGAUACACUAGAUAUUCCAACAAUGCAAUGUAUCCUGUGAACUAUUAUAGUGUUUAUGGGGAUCAACAAUCUUCUCCUUUCUAUGCCAACACUGGGACAGCAGGGCCACCCGGGAUGCUCCACAAUUUGUACCCGUUCUAUGCACAAAGUGCCCACCCUCAUGGUUUUGGAGUUCAAUAUCCCCAAAUGGUACAGUACCCGUAUUUGCCUCAGCACUAUGGCUCUACUGGGAUACUUUCUAUUCCUUCUUCAAUGGCAAUGCAAACUACAACAACAGCUGCAGCCGCAACAACAGAGGUGACUACAGGUGCAGGUGCUUCUCAGGCCACCGGAGUAGCAUCUGAACAAAAUUCAUCAACUUAGUCUUUACUGGGGAAAAACAAUGCUUUCUUGAAAGACUAGAAACAUGGCCAGAAGGGUGAAAAGCAUCACAAGCAAAAAACAAAGAAAGUGAAUAAGAAAAUAACACUUUAUAUUACUGAUUCAAGAGGAUGCCUGAUCAGCUGGCAUAACAAGGGAAGGAAUGCAACGAUACAGAUUGGAAUCAUCCAUUUAUGGAGCAAUCAUGCAUAGACAUAUGUUCAAGCUUGUUCCAAUACCCGUCAACUUUGCUUUGUUAUUAGUUCACACGCAAGAUCAUCAUCUCCGUCAUCCUAUUUUUUGAGAGGUUAGCAUUAGGUGAAGAACCAUAUUCAUUGAUGUAUUGGCAUAAGGUUAGAAACUAAAUAUUGUCUUUGGAUUCUACCUUGUAGACUAAUUACUAGAUGGAAACGUCUUGGAUGUAAAGAGCAUCCAAUGACAAACUUGCUCAUAUUGGCAGUGAUCAAGGGCUCCAAAUUAUAUUGCUUUUAUAUCUUUGAACCCCCUAUUGGUUGGUCAAGUUGAAAAGGAGAGCUUGGAUAGCUGAGGCAUUUGACUUGUAAAUAUCGUGUCUGUUCAUUGUUCUAUGAAUCGUUCGUUUUAAGAA
Juglans regia (Persian walnut) is the source of this 1752-nucleotide messenger RNA. RefSeq names its product RNA-binding protein 24-B-like. The coding region runs from base 363 to 1148 and encodes 261 amino acids. Gene Ontology annotation, molecular function: RNA binding. The transcript is spliced from 7 exons. Lineage: Eukaryota; Viridiplantae; Streptophyta; Magnoliopsida; Fagales; Juglandaceae. The record is from RefSeq and is a predicted model, not a curated record.